AUGGCUCAUACCGAAAAGUCCGUAAACGAAAAGCAUUCCGUUGACAGUGAGCGAACCGCCGCUGCCGUUGAAGAUGCACGACCUCGCAAAGGGUCCUUCGUGGACGUUGAUGAGGACAAACUGAGUGCUGCGUUCGAGAACCCGCUGAGCGGCAUCCCCAAGGAGCAACUCCUUGAGGAGAACCCUCGUGAAACGGAAGGCAUCCUCGAGUUGACGCCAGAGGACCGAGAAGUCCUCAAGAGAGAACAAACUCAUCGGUGGCAUCAGCCGAAGACGCUGUACUGGCUCGUAGUCAUAUGCUCACUAGCAGCAGCCGGACAAGGGAUGGACGAAACCGUCAACAAUGGUGCGCAAGCAUUGUACCUAAAGCAAUUGAAUAUCCCCACGGACCGCUUUCCGCCGGGCAUGGUAGACAACCUGACUGGGCUUGUUGUGGGCGCUCGAUACUGCAAUUCGUCGAGCUCUUUACCGUACCGCGAAACCGCCGAGCAACCUGGGCCUCUUGGAUCACGAUGUUCGGCUCAACAAUGGUACGGGCUCAGCGUGAUGGCCUACUACUCGACCACUAUCUUCAUCGAGUCGGGUUAUUCGACGACAUCGGCCUUGCUCGCAUCCAUGGGCACCGGCAUCCUCAACUGGGUCUUUGCGCUUCCGGCAGUCUUCACCAUUGAUCGAUGGGGACGACGAAAUCUCUUCUUGUUCACAUUCCCCUUCUUGGCCAUUUUAUUGCUGUGGACGGGCUUCAGCUUUUGGUUCGAUAAUACAAAGGCAAGGGUCGGCAUGGUUACCACUGGAAUGUAUCUUUUUGAGGUCUUCUACUCGCCUGGUGAAGGCCCUGUGCCUUUCACGUACUCGGCUGAGGCAUUUCCGGUGCACGUUCGUGAUGUGGGCAUGUCAUUCGCUAUCGCGACCACAUGGUGCUUCAACUUCAUCCUCAGUUUCACCUGGCCGCAUCUUCUGACGGCCUUCAAGCCUCAAGGUGCCUUUGCUUGGUAUGGCUCGUGGUGUAUCAUCUUGUGGUGUUUGAUUCUUCUGUUUGUGCCCGAGACCCAGGCCCUGACUCUCGAAGAACUCGAUCAAGUCUUCAGCGUCAGCACCCGCAAGCACAGGAGCUACCAGAUGAAGAACGCCGUGUGGCAUUUCCGAGUGUUGGGUGUUGAGACAGAAAUUAGAGCCACUGCCGCCGUUUUAUCGUCGAGCCGAGAAGUUGAACGAGGCGUGAUUGAUGAGAUCGUGGUGAUCCUUUCAGUAUACUGCGCGACACUCUCCGAAACCACCCGACGGCCGUAG
This is a messenger RNA of Cladophialophora yegresii CBS 114405, 1290 nucleotides long. RefSeq lists its product as uncharacterized. Lineage: Eukaryota; Fungi; Ascomycota; Eurotiomycetes; Chaetothyriales; Herpotrichiellaceae. Gene Ontology annotation, cellular component: membrane. Gene Ontology annotation, molecular function: myo-inositol:proton symporter activity. Gene Ontology annotation, biological process: transmembrane transport. The transcript is spliced from 7 exons. The record is from RefSeq and is a predicted model, not a curated record. The coding region runs from base 1 to 1290 and encodes 429 amino acids.